AUGGAUUUGCCCUAUAUACACAAGAUGUCUAAAUUACCUGAAAAGCGUAAGCGAGUCGACAUCACCGUUGCACCAAAAAAAGUUGCUGAAUUUCGUGCAUCGUUACAAGACGCUUAUGAUAGCUGUGACGCCAAAUUUUACGUUGAUCAAAAUGCUAAUACCACUACUCAAAGCUCCGAUUACCAAACAGUCACAUCCAAGCAUUUAGCAUUACUUGAUUCAGAAGCCAAUAAAGGCAAGACCAAUUUACCGGUUUAUCUUCAUUCGUUGGAUCGAUGGCAGAAAAAUCGUCAGGGAGAUAUGUCAAAAUCACUUUUGUUGUCUCAUGCACAAAGUACCAAUAAUUUAACAACAAGAAGUAAUAUUUCACAGGCAGUGUGGCUCAAUUUUGAAGCUGAAGAAAAUGAACAAGACGCAGCAUUUCAAUUGAUACGUCUACGCAAACGAUUAGGACUCAGUACCUCUUUACCAAUUCAUGGACCUGGUGGUCAGAAAGCUCUACAAGAGUACUUAAAAAACGCUGAAAAUGAAAAGUCAAAAAUAGAAAACGAUGAUGCCAAUGGAAUAUUCUAUUACUGUUUAUUAGCAGGACGCCACCAGUAUUAUGCUCCAUAUAACCCAUAUGAUCUUGAAGUGUUACCUGAUGGUGAAGAAGCUUUAAACUCUGCUUGUUAUUGGACAAUAUCACCAUACAAUGUAACUUAUAUACAUAAACAUGAUCCAUCCUUAUCUGAAAUGACACCUGCUGGUAUUUUAUAUCGAAAAUUAUUUUUGGCUAAUGAAAUAUUUCAGGGUGUUUUAAUUCAUGUGAAAGCGAUGUGUGAAACUCAUUAUUAUGGUCAACCAAAUCAAACGGAACCACUCUGUCUACUCGAUAGAUACGCCUAUCAAGAAACAUUGACAUUAGAAAAGUUUUCUGAAAGACAAUUUGCAAUGAUGGAAAUAACAGUUGCAAAGUUAAAAACUUUCAUCGAAUAUGUGGCAGGACUGGCUUAUACAGCUUGUGAACGUGCUGCAAAUUUUGAAAAUAUCACGUUAGAAGCACUAGAAAAUCCGUCAAAAUAUUUUGAAGAAGAAGAAGAAAUUACAAGUUUUCUAGAUUCUAAACAAAAUCGAGCAUCAACAUUACGUGAUUUAAAUUUGAAAGCAAAGUCUAAACAAAAAAUUGGUCCAAGUUUUACGUCUCGAAAACAGUGGAGCAACACGUUAUAUAGACUAUGUCAGUUUUUACGUUCACUAGAUUAUCUCAUACUUGAACUUCUUAGACGACUUGUCAAGAGUGCUGCGAAAGAUUUACUUAUACAUUUACGUGAAUCAUAUUCUGUACAACUUGAUGGAGCACAAACAAAUGAAAAUAUUGUAGUUAAAUCAGCCUCGACUAUUUCAACUAUUGCUAAACGAACCGAAUCACGUCUUAGUAAUGUAACAAGUAAAACGUACAAUUCCGAAAAUUUGAGUGUAAAAGAAGCAAGUUUAUAUGAACCCAUUUCAUCGGAACCAAUUGAUAUUCGAUCAUUAAGUGAUACGCAUGGUAGAAUUGGAACAGAUCGAAAUCUCAAUGAUUUAUAUCCAGCCAUUGAACCAAAUGAUGUUAUGGAAGCGUCUACAAUACCCCCACCAAUGUUUCUCAUUAAUCUCCUGUUGCGCAUAACAAAAGUAGAAAAAAAAGCUGAUGAUGAUUUAAUAAAAUCACAACAUUUCUCUGAAAAUGAAUACAAAGUUACUUAUGAUCUUAGUCCAAGUGAAUAUGAAUUCAAAAAUGCGAUUCGCGAUAUUCUUGAUGGCAUGGUAUUAGCUGUGGGUCGAAUUCCGAGUCUUUUGGAUCAUCCAAAUUUAAAAAUAUUUUAUACCUAUCCAAACUAUGACAAAAAUAAUGAAGAAAUUGAACGAACACGUAUAUAUGUAACACAAAUACAAUGGCCAGAUGUUGAAUAUUUAUUUGGAGAAGAUGAAGAUCAUCAGGAUGUUAUACUUGAUAUUUUGAAUACUGUCAAUCGUGCAUUAACAAAUAUUCAUAACUAUGUUAAAGUAGGCGAUGACUUUUUUUUAAAUUUCUUUCUAUCAAAUAUGUUGCAUACAUUUUUCAAUUGUUGUUGCUUUUUCAAUCCAAUAUAUACAUUUUAUGCUGUAUAUAUUGAAGAAAGUUUAAAAACAAAAGAAUUUACUACUGAUGAUUAUUUAUUUUUGAUGACAAAACAUACCCAACAACUAUCAAAAAUGGAAGAAAUGGUAACUGAACAACGUAUUUGUUUAAUUGAAUUACAUGCUGAAAAAUUUUAUAAUGAUGUCAUACCUUAUCCAAAACAUAUUAUCGAAUGUAUUGGACAACAUCUUCCACCAAUGGCAAUUGAAAAAAAUGAAAAAAUGCAGAAAACUAUUCGCGAAGCACUCAAGUUAUUAGAUCGAGAUCCAAAAUCUGUUGAAGAAUUUGUUCAACAUUUGGCAUUAUUAAAUAAAUUUAAUAAUGAUUUAACUAAUUUAGAAAAUGAAUUUCAAAUUAUAACAAAAUUAUUUCAUAUUAUUAAAGAUUUUAAUAUGAAUAUAAAAGCUGAAUCCUAUGCAUUUUAUCGAUCAUUAGCAUCUAUUUAUCAACAAUUAAAAAGUAGUUUAUUAUAUACUGAAGCACAAUGUGAUGAAAAUGUGCAAAAAUUUACGGUUGAUUUAGAUGAUAUGAUAAAACGUUUACAUGAUCAAACCGUUGAUCUUAAAUUAAAAGCAAAAGAUCAAGCAUUAUUAUCGGCAGAAACACGAUCUGAAACAGCACUUGAUAUUAUUUUAAUUUUACAAGAAUCAUUAACAAAAUUAUAUGAAAAAUCAAAAAAUUACAGUGCUUAUCAAGAACGUUUCAAUCAAAUUAGUAAACAAUCUACAAAACGACGUAUAUUACCAGAUUAUAAAACAUUAAAUAAAUAUCGUCGUGCAGACGUUGUUAUUAGUUUACAAACAGUUCAAAAUGAAUUAUCAGAUAUUGAACAUGAUAUCAAUUUACGAAAAUUAUUGUGGGAAUCACAACAAAAUUGGACAAAAUUGUAUAAAGAAUGGACAAAUACUCCGUUGGAAGCGAUCAAUGUUGAUGUAUUACAAAGAGAAAUGAAUAAAUUUACACAAAAUAUAUAUAUGUUAGAAAAAGGUUUACCACAAAAUGACAUUAUACCAACGUUAAAAUAUUCAAUUAUUGAAUUUAAGAAAAGUUUACCAGUUAUUAUAGCAUUUCGAAAUCCUCAUUUGAAACAACGACAUUUUGAUCAGUUACGCGUAUUAGUUGGCAAAGAUAUUGUCGAUGAUGAAGGUUUAAAAUUGAAAAAAUUAUUAACACCAGAAAUAUUACAACAUACUGAUCCAAUAACAGACAUAUCAUCAUUAGCAUCGAAUGAAGCUGCACUUGAAACAAUGUUAAAUAAAGUAAUUGAACGAUGGCGACAUUUAGAUUUUCGUGUCGUUACUCAUCAUGGAAAAGAAACGUUUAUUAUAACGGGCUUUGAAGAAAUAUUGCAACAUUUAGAAGAAAGUCAAGUAACAAUGACAACAAUAAAAAGUUCACGUUAUAUCAAUCCAAUUAAACAGCAAGUAGAUGAAUGGGACAAACGAUUAACAUUAUUAGCUAAGACAGUCGAUGAAUGGAUUGCAUGCCAAAGACGUUGGUUAUAUUUAGAACAAAUAUUCUCAACUCCUGAUAUUCAGCUUGUACAAGAAACAAAGAUUUUCAGUCAAAUAGAAAAAUCAUGGAAAGAACUAAUGAGAAAAACGGAACAGCAACCAAAUGCCUUAAAAGCAGGUACAACACCUGGUACAUUGGAAUUAUUACAAACAAAUAAUAUUCAAAUGGAAAAGAUUCAACGAGCUCUCGAAGAUUAUUUGGAAACUAAACGACUUGCUUUUCCAAGACUGUAUUUCUUGAGUAAUGAAGAUUUACUUGAUAUUUUAUCCCAUUCAAAAGAUGCCAGUUGUGUACAGCCACAUUUACGAAAAUGUUUUGCCAACAUAUAUUAUCUGGAAAUUGUCAAACAACCAAUGGAAAUUGUUACUUAUAUGCAAUCGGUUGAAGGAGAAAUAGUCAAUUUUCCAAAAACAGUUCGUCCUCGAGGAGUUGUUGAACAGUGGUUGAAUUCUGUUGAAACGGCAAUGUACGAUGCCGUAAAACAUCAUAUGAAGUUAGGACUUGCCGAUAUAAAACAAUCAGAUUAUAUAGAAUGGAUUCAAAAACAUCCAGGACAAGUCGUAUUGACAAUAUCCCAAGUAUUAUACAGUAGAGAAGUGAAUAGUACAUUCAAUGCAACCAAUUCCUCCCCGCAUAGUUCACUCUUGGAUGCACUUAAUAAAAUGAUUACGACAAUAAAUAACGUUUGUUUAUUAGUAUUUAUGCAUUUAGAACAAACAAAAUUGUUAACUGUUGAAGCCUUGUUAACAUUACAAGUUCAUUGGAGAGAUAUAUUUGAAUCACUAAUUAAACAUAACGUUAAAAACAAACAUGAUUUUGAAUGGCAACGACAGUUAAGAUAUGAUUGGAGUGAUAAAGAUACUAAUUUUCAAAUAUUACAAUCAAAUGGUGUUUUUCAAUAUGGCUAUGAGUAUUUGGGUUGUUCUUCUCGAUUAGUCGUAACUCCUCUAACGGACAGAUGUUAUUUAACAUUAACGGGUGCAUUAAAAUUAAACGUAGGUGGAGCUCCCGCAGGACCAGCAGGAACUGGUAAAACAGAAACUGUUAAAGAUUUAUCAAAGUCAUUUGGAAAGUUAUGUUUGGUAUUUAAUUGUUCCGAUGUAUUAGAUCAUAAGACAUUAGGAAAGUUUUUCAGUGGUUUGGCACAGUCUGGAUCGUGGUGUUGUUUCGAUGAAUUUAAUCGUAUUGAUGUUGAAGUAUUAUCGGUUGUAGCUCAACAAUUGUUAACUAUCAAAACUGCCAAAGAUAUGCAAGCGACACGAUUUUCUUUUGAUGGACGCGAAAUUAAAAUGAAUUCAUCGUGUGGUUUUUUUGUUACAAUGAAUCCUACUUAUACAGGACGUGUCGAAUUACCAGAUAAUUUAAAACCAUUAUUUCGUCCAAUAGCAAUGAUGGUACCACAUUUUGCUUUAAUUGGUGAAGUGAUACUAUUUUCUGUUGGUUUUACAACAGCAAAAAUACUUGCAUCAAAAAUUGUUUAUCUCUAUAAUUUAUCCAGUAGUCAAUUAUCUCAACAAGAUCAUUAUGAUUUUGGAAUGAGAGCCAUUAAAUCUGUUUUACUGAUGGCAGGUCAAAUAAAACGUUUGUAUGUAAACGAAGGUAAAAUGAGUGAUGAAUACGAGGAAGCCAUUAUGCUUGAAGCAUUACUUGAUUCAAAUUUGCCAAAAUUAUUGAAAGAUGAUGCUAUUUUGUUUCGUGGAAUAUUGAAAGACUUAUUUCCAAAUGCCGAUAGAAUUUUAAGUAAACAUGAAAAUAUUGAAAAUGCAAUACGAAAAGCAAUUAGUGAAUUAAACUAUGAAUAUUGGCCAUCACAAGCUGAAAAAGCAUACCAAUUGUAUAAUCAAAUUGUUCUUCGUCAUGGAACAAUGUUGGUUGGUAGCAGUGGUGGUGGUAAAACAGCUGUCAGAAAUAUUUUACAAAAAGCGUUAACAUUGUUAAUACCAACAGAAAAAGUGGGUGACAAUGCCAAAUUGCAGAGUCGAGUAACUCGUCCUCCACAAGUAAUUGCAACUGUACUUAAUCCAAAAAGUAUGGAUCUAAAUGAACUAUAUGGUAAAAUAAAUACAGAUACAUUCGAAUUUACUGACGGUAUGUUAUCAAAUGUAAUGCGAAUGUAUGCAAAAAAUAAUGAAACUCAAAUGAACACUGAUAAGCAUGAACAUCGUGAUGUGUGGCAAUGGCUCAUACUUGACGGUCCAAUUGAUACACUAUGGGUUGAAAAUUUAAAUACCGUAUUGGAUGAUAGCAAAAUAUUGUGUCUCUCAAACGGUGAACGUAUUGGUUUAACCGGUCAAACUCGAAUAUUAUUUGAAGUGGCAUCACUUGAAAAUGCGUCACCAGCAACUGUUAGUCGAUGUGCUAUGGUGUACUUGGAUCCAUCAGAUCUCGGUCAUCUACCUUUUCUUCAUUCAUGGUAUCGCAAUAAAAUAUCUCCAACUCUUCCAGAAGCCGGUGUUAAAUAUCUUCAUGAACUAAUGGAUUUUUCGCUUGAAAAAGGCUUUUCUUUUAUUGAUCAAAUGAACAAUCCAUGGCAUUUACCAGUGUCUCGAUUAAAUAUUUUACAAACAUUAUGUUAUUUAUUAUCAACAUUUCUAAAUUUUAUUGAAAAAUAUGGAGGUUUUGGUGAAGAAGAUAGUUCGUCUACCAUUGAAUCAAGAAACAAAUCCCUCGUGGAUGAUCUAUUCGUUUAUACACCAAACGAUAAAAAACAAUCAUAUUUACAGAAAAAUCCUAAAAAUUUAAAACAAAUGUUAAUACGAAUCUAUGUAUUUUGUUUUACAUGGAGUUUUGGUGGUGGUUUAAAGCGUGAAGAUAAUUUUGAAGAUGAUAAUCUUAUCAAUCAAAAAGAUCAGGUGAAAACAAGUCGUGAUCCAAUAACACAAGAUUUUGACAUGUUUAUUCGUGAUUUAUUUAAUUCUAAUGUAAAUUAUGGUGUGUAUUUACCACCGGAAACACGUACCGUAUUCGACUAUAUGAUUGAUUUGGAUACUUGUGUAUAUCGUGAAUGGGAAUCAUUGGUUCCCAAAACCGAUCUACUCAUUAAACAAGAUCAAACAGACGCUGUUAUUCCAACUAUCGAUAUUGUUCGAUAUUCAUUUUUAAUAACAGCAUUAUUAUUAAAUAAAAAACCUGUUCUUCUAACAGGAAACAGUGGUGUUGGAAAAACGAUUUUAAUGGAAUGUUUAAUUAAAUCAAUUACGUCACAAGAUGGAAAUUUAAUUAAACCAGGAACCAUUCUUGGUGAUGUACUCCAAUAUCAUAAUAGAAAUCAAACAACAAAAAUUAGCGGUAUGAGAGCAAUGGAGUACAAUCAAAAUCAAACAUCUGAUACAACAUCUGAAUCAGGUGAGUGA
This is a messenger RNA of Didymodactylos carnosus, 7011 nucleotides long. NCBI's taxonomy places the organism in Eukaryota, Metazoa, Rotifera, Eurotatoria, Philodinida, Philodinidae. The record is from the annotation of a GenBank genome assembly.